This is a messenger RNA of Melanotaenia boesemani (Boeseman's rainbowfish), 5611 nucleotides long. It is a transcript of the gene agla, whose product is annotated as amylo-alpha-1, 6-glucosidase, 4-alpha-glucanotransferase a. Gene Ontology annotation, biological process: glycogen catabolic process; glycogen biosynthetic process. The record is from RefSeq and is a predicted model, not a curated record. Lineage: Eukaryota; Metazoa; Chordata; Actinopteri; Atheriniformes; Melanotaeniidae. Bases 137 to 4750 code for a protein of 1537 amino acids. Gene Ontology annotation, molecular function: amylo-alpha-1,6-glucosidase activity; 4-alpha-glucanotransferase activity. The transcript has 35 exons.
CUCCUCUUCGGCUCUGCAGUUGUUCCUCCCUCCAGACAGAAGAACCACUCCACGGACUGAUCUCCUGUAGCUGUGACGGGUCGGACACACACCUGACAGGAGACCAGGGAUCACUUCGCUUUGAGGAGAUCUUCUCAUGAUGUUACCUCAGCACCUGAAGCAGAUUCGAGUCCUAAUGCUGAAUGACAAAGAGAACUUAGAGCGAACCUUGUUCAGGCUUGAACAAGGUUUCGAGCUGCAGUUCCGCCUCGGCCCGAGCCUUCAGGGGAGGAGGGUCAUUGUGCACACCAACUACCCACUUGAAGGGCAGCAGUUUGAUCGAAAGAGCUUUCGUGCUUUGGCGUGGAACUACCCAUCAGGACGGGAGGAUGACUCUGACAAGUACUGCUCCCUGGAGCUCAAGAUAGCAGGAUCCUACCAGUACUACUUUGGAUAUGCAGGCAUAGAGAGGUUAGGAGGAGGCUACAUCGUUGUGGACCCGGUUCUCCGUGUUGGAACAGACAACCAUGUCCUCCCAUUGGACUGCAUCACCAUCCAGACCUACCUGUCCAAAUGUCUGGGACACCUGGAUGACUGGCCGGACAGACUGGGAGUAGCCAAGGAGUCAGGAUACAACAUGAUCCACUUCACUCCUCUGCAGACUUUAGGAGAGUCCAGGUCCUGUUACUCCUUAGCUGACCAGCUGACCUUCAGCCCAGAGUUCAGUCCUGUGGGUCAGAACUACACCUGGGAAGAUGUGGGGGCGCUGGUGGAGGAACUCCGGACAGACUGGAACAUGCUGUGUAUCACAGAUGUGGUGUAUAAUCACACUGCUGCAAACAGCGUCUGGAUCCGUGAACAUCCUGAGUGUGGUUAUAAUUUGGUAAACUCCCCUCAUCUGCGCCCUGCCUGGGUCUUAGACAGAGCCAUGUGGCAUUUAACCACCAGAGUUGCAGAUGGACGCUACAAAGACAAAGGACUUCCUGCUGAUAUCACCAACGAUAGUCAUCUGAAUGCCAUCCGCACUGUGCUACGUCAGGAUGUGUUUCCUGAAGUCAAACUGUGGGAGUUCUUCCAGGUCGAUGUGAAGAAGACUGUGGAACAGUUCAGGACCCUGCUGCAGAACGGUCCCAAACCGGACCACGGCAAAACUGAAGGGGAAAAAGGCCUAAAGAUUAUCCAGGAUCCACACUAUCAUCGUUAUGGCAACACAGUGGACAUGGACUCUGCUUUGGAGACAUUUGUGCCUCACAGCUCCGCCCCUCAUCAUAUCGAAGAGUGCUGUGAUUGGCUGGAAAAGAGACUGAUGGAGCUCAACAGCGAACAGCAUCGCAUUGUUGAAGGACAUCAGGAGCAGGCCAUCAACUGUGUUGUGGGAAAUGUUGUGUAUGAGCGUCUGGCCGACCAUGGCCCCAAAUUGGGUUCUGUCACCAGGAAAGACCCUCUUGUCACCAGGUAUUUCACCUUCCCGUAUGAGGACAUGACUUUAGAGCAGGAGAUGCAGCUGCUGGACCAACCGGACAAAAUGUCCCACUUCCUGGCUCACAACGGAUGGGUAAUGGGGGACGAUCCGCUGAGAAACUUUGCAGAACCAGGGUCCAACGUGUAUAUGCGGCGGGAGCUGAUCUGCUGGGGUGACAGUGUCAAACUUCGCUAUGGAAAUGGACCUGAGGACUGCCCGUACCUGUGGGACCACAUGAAGACCUACACUGAAACCACAGCCAGAUAUUUCCACGGAGUCAGACUGGACAACUGCCAUUCUACGCCGCUGCACGUUGCAGAGUUCAUGCUAGAUGCUGGCCGGUCCAUCAGGCCCAACCUGUAUGUGAUAGCUGAGCUGUUUACCGGCAGCGAGCUCAUUGACAAUGUUUUUGUAAACCGUCUGGGGAUUAGCAGCCUUAUCAGAGAGGCCAUGUCAGCUGGUGACAGCCAUGAAGAGGGCCGCUUGGUGUAUCGUUAUGGGGGGGAGCCAGUAGGAGCCUUUGUUCAGCCCAGUCUCCGCCCCCUCAUGCCCUCCAUCGCCCACGCCAUGUUCCUUGAUGUGACCCAUGACAAUGAGUGUCCGAUUCAGGUCCGAUCAGCGCUGGACUCUCUGCCCAGUUCUGCCAUUGUCUCCAUGGCCUGCUGCGCUUCCGGCUCCACAAGAGGAUAUGAUGAACUUGUGCCACAUCAGAUCUCUGUGGUGAAGGAGGAGCGGUUUUAUCCCAAGUGGAAUCCCACUGCAGAUGCCUCCUCCACUGCUGAGGUCGGAUUCCAAAGUGGGAUCAUAGCUGGGAAGCUGGCAAUUAACAAACUCCACCAGGAGCUGGCAGCUCAGGGAUUCAUCCAGGUCUACGUGGACCAGGUUGAUGCAGAUGUUGUUGCUGUUACUCGACACUGUCCCAGUACACACCAGUCCGUGGUAACAGUGAGCAGGACGGCUUUCUUGAACCCCAAAACCCACAAAUACAACAACAGCAUUCCACCCAUGUUCAUACCUGGUAAGAUAGAGGAAGUUGUGCUGGAGGCGAGGACAGUGGAAAGGCAUGCUGGGAGUUAUCAGAGGGACGAUAAAUACAUCAACGGCAUGCCAGAAUACACAGUGGAAAUAAAGGAGCACAUCCCACUGGAGGAGAGUAUGUUGGUCAAACAUGCUGGAGUCACAUCUAAAGACCGUUCAGAGUUUGUUCAGGAAAUCAUGUUCCAGAAGCUGACACCUGGCAGCGUCAUAGCCUUCAGAGUAAGCUUGGACCCAAAAGCCCAGACUGUGGUUGGGGUGUUGAGGUAUUAUCUGUCCCAGUUCAGCCCAAAGUACAGAAGAGGCAGCGUACCAGAUGAAAACCCACCAGAAGCUCUGCAGAAACCCCUGGCACAGCUGAUGUUGAAGCUGACGUUGGCAGACAUGAACAUCCUGCUGUUUCGCUGCGAAUCAGAAGAACAGGAGGAUGGCGGAGGCUGUUACGGCAUCCCUGGCUGGGAGAGCCUCAAAUAUGCUGGACUGCAAGGUCUCAUGUCAGUGCUGGCUGACAUCCGUCCCAACAACGACCUAGGCCAUCCUCUCUGUGCUAACCUCAGAGAGGGAGACUGGCUCCUGGACUUCAUCUCCAACAGGCUGGUCCACAGAGAAGGACCUCUGGCCCAGGUGGGUCAGUGGUUGGGAGCCAUGUUUGACUACCUGAAACACAUCCCGCGUUACCUCAUCCCGUGUUACUUUGAUGCCAUCCUGAUGUCCACCUACACCACCGCUCUGGAUGCAACCUUCAAACUCAUGUCCAGUUUCAUCCAGAGGGGCUCCACUUUUGUUCGUCACCUGGCUCUGGGCUCGGUCCAGAUGUGUGGUGUUGGACGUUUCCCGGCUCUUCCGCCCAUUUCGGUAAAGCUGGAGGACGUCCUGUACCGCAUCAGUCCUAUCACAGACCAGAAGGAGCAGUGCUGCGUCUCCUUGGCUGCAGGUCUUCCUCAUUUUUCUGCGGGGAUCUUCCGAUGCUGGGGCAGAGACACUUUCAUCGCGCUCAGAGGACUGAUGCUUAUCACAGGGAGAUACUCUGAGGCUCGUAACAUCAUUCUGGCUUUUGCUGGGACUCUGCGUCAUGGUUUGAUCCCCAACCUCCUGGGAGAGGGUCGCUGUUCCAGAUACAACUGCCGGGAUGCUGUCUGGUGGUGGCUGCAGUGCAUCCAGGACUACACCAACAUUGUUCCUGAGGGCUAUCAAAUCCUUCGCUGCCCCGUCACCCGCAUGUACCCCACUGAUGACUCUGAACCCUGCAAGCCUGGAGAGGUGGAGCAGCCACUGUAUGAUGUAAUCCAGGAAGCUCUGCAGCGCCACCUGGAGGGAAUUUCCUUCAGAGAGAGGAACGCAGGACCCAAGAUUGACAUGAAAAUGAGAGAUGAAGGGUUCAGUGUGGCUGCCGGCGUUGAUCCUGCCACAGGAUUCGUGAUGGGAGGAAACCGCUUUAACUGCGGCACCUGGAUGGACAAGAUGGGAGAGAGCGACAGAGCCAGGAACAAAGGCAUGCCGGCUACUCCCAGAGAUGGAUCAGCUGUGGAGAUAGUGGGUCUCAGUAAAUCAGCUGUUCGUUGGCUUGUGGAGCUGCACACCAGAGACCUGUUCCCAUACGAUGGAGCUAAAGUCCACAGAGAUGGUAAAGAAGUGUUUAUCCAGUACUCCCAGUGGAACCAGCAGCUCCAGCAGUCCUUUGAAGCUGGAUUCUGGGUGUCUGGAGACCCUCAGGACCCCAACGAGAAACGUCCAGAUCUGGUCCAUAAGACAGGCAUCUAUAAGGACAGCUAUGGAGCCUCCAGUCCCUGGUGUGACUACCAGCUCAGACCCAACUUCACCAUCGCCAUGGUGGUGGCUCCGGAGCUGUUCAGCUUGGAGCGGGCCUGGAAGGCUUUGGAAGUGGCUGAGAAGAAGCUGCUGGGACCACUGGGAAUUAAAACUCUCGACCCUGAUGACAUGGUGUACUGCGGUGUUUACGACAACGCGCUGGACAACGACAACUACAACCUGGCUAAAGGCUUCAACUACCACCAAGGACCGGAGUGGCUGUGGCCUGUCGGAUAUUUCCUGAGAGCUAAACUCUUCUUUGCUAAGAAGCUCGGAGAGGAGACGUACACCAAGACGGUGACGCUGGUGAAGAAUGUUCUGUCACGACAUUACACUCACCUGGAGAGGUCUCCAUGGAAGGGCCUGCCAGAGCUGACCAAUGAGAACGGCCAGUAUUGUCCCUUCAGUUGUGAGACCCAGGCCUGGUCUCUGGCCACCAUACUGGAGGUCCUCUAUGAUCUUUAGGGGAGCUCUGAAAGCCUCCAUGAAGCUGUCCAUGAUUAAAAUCUAUGAUAUUUUUUUCUGGACUCUGGGAGGAAUCUGUGUCCCUACAGGACCCGGAUUAGAUGUGUCCAUAUUUCUCCAGAAUAACUGAAGCAGUGCAGAUUUGUUUCUCUGUACCAACACAUUGUUUCUGUCUUUGGUCUUUAACUUGGUAAUAAUAUAACUUGGUAACUAUGGCAACACUGCAGCCCUCUGUCAAACUACCCAGGUCUGAGUCCAUACCUGUCCAGGUGUCAGGCUGAGUUCUGGUCUUAACCGGUCUCUUACCUGCUGACAGGUAGGGUUUACAUUUGUUUAGAUGGAAUUUCCCGACUUUUAAAUCUGUCUUGCCACCAUCCACCUGAUUUAUAAACAUAAACAACCCUCCUCCACCCUGACACACACCUUUCCUGCCACACUGGUCCUCCACGUCACCACAUUUUUCCCACAAAAUGUAGUUCCUAAUGUUUUGGUGUGACUUGGUCCUGUUUGUGUCCUGAAAUUAGUGUUGUGUUAGAGUUCAGAGUAACUGCUGUGCUUCGGUCGAUCAGUCGUCGUCAUCAUGCUGUUUCACUAAUCUAGGUGCUCCGUAACAGGCUUGAUGUGAUAGAAGAGGAGGUGAACUCCUGAGAUCCUGUGAACUAAAACAUUCAUGUCAGUUUUAACCUGAUUUCACCAGCAUGUGCACCUUCUAAAUUCUUGAAUGUUUAACUUUACAUGAGAGUAUUGAAGAAAUAAUGUAAUGAAUUCUAGAUAGAAAUUGUCUCACAUCUGUCUGCGAUGUUGCUGUUUAGUUUCAGCUGUAGAAAAACAAAUGCUGAAUAAACUAAAAGCUGCUUCCUC